AUGUCAACACCUAACCAAUAUCCUAAGACGAAUAGUGCCAAACCCAAUCAAUCUUCAACAUCAACAACAAUGAGAGAUAACAGUACCUCUGAAGCAAAACCAGCAAAUAGCGAUCAACAUCAAAAUAAUAAUAAUAACAACAACAGUAAUACGAAUAGCAUAGUAGCAUCAACUUCAGCAACAUCAACUUCUACUUCAUCACGUUUAACAUCAAAUAAAAUGCGUAGUGAUCCAAAUGAACCACAUAUUGGCAAAUAUCGAUUUAGCAAGACAAUUGGUAAAGGUAAUUUUGCCAAAGUUAAAUUAGCUCGACAUUUACCAACUGGUCGUGAAGUUGCUAUAAAGAUAAUCGAUAAAGCUCAAUUAAAUCCUACAUCAUUACAAAAAUUAUUCCGUGAAGUAAAAAUAAUGAAAGGACUCGAUCAUCCAAAUAUUGUUAAAUUAUUUGAAGUCAUUGAAACUGAAAAAACUCUUUAUCUUGUCAUGGAAUAUGCAAGUGGAGGUGAAGUAUUUGAUUAUCUUGUUGCACAUGGUCGUAUGAAAGAAAAAGAAGCAAGAUCAAAAUUUCGACAAAUUGUAUCAGCUGUUCAAUAUCUUCAUCAAAAACAUAUUGUACAUCGCGAUCUUAAAGCAGAAAAUUUAUUACUCGAUGCAGAAUUAAAUAUUAAAAUAGCAGAUUUUGGUUUUAGUAAUGAAUUUAUACCAGGAAAUAAAUUAGAUACAUUUUGUGGUAGUCCACCAUAUGCAGCACCGGAAUUAUUUCAAGGAAAAAAAUAUGACGGACCAGAAGUUGAUGUUUGGAGUUUAGGAGUUAUUUUAUAUACACUUGUUAGUGGUUCAUUACCAUUUGAUGGACAAAAUCUCAAAGAAUUACGCGAACGUGUCUUACGUGGUAAAUAUCGAAUACCAUUCUAUAUGUCAACUGAUUGUGAAACUUUAUUGAAAAAAUUUCUUGUAUUAAAUCCAACACGACGUGUUUCUCUUGAUGCAAUUAUGAAAGAUAAAUGGAUGAAUAUUUUUUAUGAGAAUGAUGAAUUAAAACCAUAUGAAGAACCAAGUCAAGAUUUUAGUGAUAAUUAUCGAAUUGAAGCAAUUAUACGAGAUGCUACUUAUUCUCGUGAACAAAUACUUGAUUCCUUAAGUACACGUAAAUAUGAUGAUAUUAUGGCACAUUAUCUUCUGCUCGGUCUUCGAACUAUUGAAGUUGAUGCAAUGGAAACUUCGAAUGGUCAAGUAUCAAAUAAUAAAGGUGUUACAGAUGCUUCAAAUACUCAAUCAACUUUAACAUCAAAAAUUAUUUCAUCAAGUACACGACCAUCAACAGCAAAUGAUAAAGAAAAUCUUCCAUCUAUUGAUAAACAACAUCGCCCAUCAACAACUGCUACAGCUGCUGCAGCAGCAGCGGCGGCAGCAUUAAAUACAAAUGAUCAUUCAUCAACGAAUGGUUCAACAACAACAAAUGGUGUUCCUAAUGCAUUACUUGCAGCUGCAAGUAUUGAUACAUCAACAACAAAUAAUAGUGGACAUAUACAAUUAAAAACUAGUACAAGUGGAAAUCCUCCAGGAUCUAAUGUUAUUACAAAUCGUACUAAUACAACAAAUCAAAAUAAUCGUGCACAAACAGUUCGUUUACCUAAUACAGGUGUACGUCGAAGAGACACAAGUGAUGCUGUUACAAUAAAUAAUGAUUCAAUGAGAAAAGUUGAUUCAACCAGUCUUAAUAAUGAAAAUAAAACUAAAACUGGAAAUACAACUACGGGAGAUUCUGUAAUUCCUGAAAGUCGGAUACCCCGUUUUGCACAAAGUUUUAAUCGUGGUGCAAUUGACCAAGCAUCACUAUCAUCAUCAACAACGUCUUCUCAAGCACCGCAUCAUAUGAUGCGAGGUCCAUUACGGGAAACAUAUAAUCCAAAAUCUGCAAGUAUUUCUUCAUCUAAUUCAUCAUCAACACAACAACAACAGCAACAACAAAAUCCAGAGAAUAUCAAACGUAGCAAAAUACCACAUCCUAAUAUUAAGAAUGGUGGAUCAGUUCGAGUUCAUUCGAACUAUCCUCAACCAUAUAAUUUCAAUUCUUCAACAGUGCAAUCUGCAGCUUCUACACCAACAUCAGCUAAUCCUCCAGCUGUACCUACAACAAAUACACGUACGGGUAGUGGUAGUUCUGGAAAUCCAUUGAAUCGUGCUGCUCCUGAUCGUAAAACUAUUCAUAAUAUACCUACACGUCAACCUCAUCCAACAACAAAUGCAUCAGCAACUACUAGUGGAUUAAAUACAGAUCAUCGAGCAUCAGCGCGAAAUCCUAAUAGUACAAUGAAUUAUGGUGACAUAAAUAAUCGUAAUCAACAUGGAGCAAUGAUGUCGAGUACAAAUAGUGGUGCUCAAUCAUUUCUCAGCAAGCUUUCAUCAAAAUUUGCAAGAAGAGAAUCAGCUACAACAUCGGGAACAACUGGAGGUGCUAUUGGAAAUAGUAUGACUGGUAGUGUAGCAAGUGCAUCGUCAUCUUAUCGUCGUCCACCGGAUCUAAAUAAUACAAAUAUGACAACAAGUACAGCAGGAAAUACAACAAAUGAUAAUAUUUCUGCUGGCGGUGGUAGUAGCCCUGGAGAACUAAAACCACGUUCACUUCGUUUUACAUGGUCAAUGAAAACAACAAGUUCAAUGGAUCCAUCUGAUAUGAUGAAAGAAAUUCGAAAAGUUCUCGAUAUAAAUAAUUGUGAUUAUGAACAACGAGAAAAAUUUCUUUUACUUUGUGUACAUGGUGAUCCAAAUACAGAUUCAGUUGUAUCAUGGGAAAUGGAAGUAUGCAAAUUACCACGUUUAUCAUUAAAUGGAGUUCGAUUUAAACGUAUAUCAGGCACAUCAAUUGGUUUCAAAAAUAUUGCGAGUAAAAUCGCUAAUGAACUCAAAUUGUGA
Adineta steineri is the source of this 2916-nucleotide messenger RNA. NCBI's taxonomy places the organism in Eukaryota, Metazoa, Rotifera, Eurotatoria, Adinetida, Adinetidae. The record is from the annotation of a GenBank genome assembly.